CUUAAAUACAUUCAUGUUUGAGGAACCCUAGAAGCAGUGGGGCGAUGGCGCUGUGUUUCUGACCGAUUGUGAGCUGGAUUCGUCCAUGGGAUGCGCCAGUAGAGCCUCCAAAUCAGGGCACUGUAAGCCUCCAUUCCGAUUGUUUGGUGGAAAGAUCCAUAGUGCUAGCGUGAUUCCAAGGCAUUCAUCGGUAUCAGCGGCUCCCGCGAGGAGCUUGAGGAAUUCGAUGGUGUCUGAAGUAGCUGUGGUGAAAUCUCCUUCCGACAAGCGAGACUACGAGAUCGUUCACUUGAGGAAUGGCCUGUCGGCGCUCCUCAUUCACGACUCGGAGAUCAAACACUCGGUGGCGAGCGUCGAGAAAGCUCCUUUAGCGGCUUCCAGCGAAGAAUCGGACUAUGACGACGACGAAGACGACGAAGAAGAUGACGAAGAAGAAGAGGAGGAGGAGGAUAUGGCUCGAGACGAGGUUCCAGAAGAUGGAAAAAAGCGGGGUGGCAUGGCUCAAGCGAAGAAGGCAGCUGCUGCUAUGUGCGUGAGUGUGGGAAGUUUUUCCGAUCCCAAAGAUGCUGAAGGACUGGCGCACUUUCUCGAACACAUGCUUUUUAUGGGGAGCUCAAAGUUUCCAGAUGAGAACGAGUACGCUGGAUUUUUGGCCGAACACGGUGGGUCUUCGAACGCGUUUACGGAGAUGGAGUAUACGUGUUACCAUUUUGACGUGAAUCACAUGUAUCUAAAGCCCGCUUUAGAGAGAUUCUCGCAAUUCUUUAUUUCUCCUCUGGUAAAAGGGGACUCGAUUGAACGCGAAGUUCAAGCAGUCGACUCAGAGUUUGUGCAGGCUUUGCAAAAUGAUGGCUGCCGGUUGAAUCAGCUGAAAUGCCACACAGCUGAUCUUCGACAUCCCUAUAACCGCUUUUCUUGGGGAAAUGCCAAAAGCUUAGGCGAAGCUAUAACAAAGUGUACUGACAUUCGUCAAAAGCUCAUCGAAUUUUACAAGCAACAUUAUCUGGCAAAUCGUAUGAAGCUUGUUGUUCUUGGAGGAGAACCCUUGGCCACACUCAAGGAGUGGGUAACAGAAUUGUUUGAAGACAUUCCGGAAGGCAGCAGCAAGCCGCAACGUUUUUCCUGGAAUGGGCCUGUUUGGCCUGCAGGGAAAAUCUAUCAUGUGGAAUCAGUUAAAGAUCAGCAUCGACUUAUAUUGAGCUGGGUCAUGCCAUGCUUGCACACCGAGUAUCUGAAGAAACCUCAUGACUACCUCUCUCAUCUAAUUGGACACGAGGGAAAGGGAAGCUUGCUGCAGUUUCUAAAAGCAAAUGGCUGGGCCACAGAUUUAGCUGCGGGUGUCAGCGAGGAUGAUUUUGAAAAGAGUACUGCUGGCUAUCUUUUCUCAGUCUGUAUUAACUUGACAGUCUCCGGCUUGGGCAAGAUCCACGAAAUUGUAGGAAAGUUUUUCGAGUUUGUUAAAUUGCUUCGGGAUAGUAAGCCUCAGGAGUGGAUUUUUGAAGAGCUUCACGCAGUUUCGGCCAUGGAUUUUAGAUUUGUGGAAGAAGAACCAGCAGAUGAUUACGUCUCCACUCUUGCAAAGAAUAUGCACCUAUUUCCAGAGCACCAUGUUAUUUAUGGUGAUUAUGCUCAUGACCAGUGGGAUCCCAAGCUGGCAGAAGAGCUUCUGAACUAUUUGAGCCCCAUGACGAUGCGAGUUGAUAUUGUUACGAAAUCAUUCAACAAAGACGCACCAGAUGUGGUGUUCGAGCCCUGGUUUGGAACACCUUACGUCGUGAACGAAGCACCGAAAGAUCUACUCAACGGUUGGCUUAAUCCACUGGCUGUAAACGAUGCAUUACACCUCCCGGCUGUCAAUGAGUUUAUAUCUCGUGACUUUAGCAUCAAGUCCGCUGAUGACUCCAACGUGCUGCCCGUUGUUAUCGCAGAGGACUCGUCAGUGAAGGUCUGGCACAAGCUGGAUCGGACGUUUCAAACUCCUCGAGCGAAUGUGUUUAUGAAACUCUCUUGCCGAAUGGACGGUCUGCGCUCCGAGGUGCUAACAAGCUUGUAUACGUUGCUUCUAAAGGAUGCUCUAAACGAGACCAUAUACAUGGCAACUGUCGCUGGUUUGUCCUCUUCAGUGGUGGCAAACAUACAUAAUAUCGAGUUUAAGGUGCAUGGCUACAAUGAGAAGCUAGGCGUCCUUGCCCAGCAAAUAUGUCAACUAUUGAAGGCGUUAGUACCCGCGAAUGAUCGUUUCGAGGUCGCCAAAGAGCAGUAUGAACGACUCUGCCGAAAUGCCAGAGUAAAGCCCAUGACUCACUCAGCAGCUCUUAGAGUUCAAAUCCUUAGAAUGGGAAGCUGGAGCGAAGAGGAAAGGCUGGCGUAUCUCUCAACAUUGAGCGCUGAAGAUGUCCGUAAUUUCAUUCCCCAGCUUUUCAGAGAGGCACACGUGGAAGCUCUUUGCCAUGGCAACCUUACGAAAGAAGAGGCGCUUGAUAUUGUGAAUGUCGUGAAAAGUACGGUGGUGACUGUACCAAUGCUAGAAGAAACGAUGCCAAAGAUAAGGAUUGUGAAAAUCCCUUCUCAGACCGACUUUGCGUAUAAUGUCCCGGUUGUGAACCCAUUGGAAGAAAACUCUGUUGCUGAGCUGUAUUUUCAAAUGGGAUUGGAUCUGGGAGCCGAGUCUGUCCGUGAACACGUUCUCGGUGAUCUUUUUGAACAUAUGGUUUACGAGCCAUUCUUCAACCAGCUGAGGACGAUUGAACAACUAGGAUACAGAGUUGAUUGCGGAACGCGUUACACCUAUGGUGUAUUGGGAUUUUGCUUCCGGAUUAUGUCAUCCAAGUACAGCCCCACGCACAUCCACAAGCGAAUUGAGGACUUCAUCGAUAAGCUGCAAAAGACUCUGGAUGAUAUGUCGGAGGAAGUGUUUGAUAACUACAAAAACUGCCUGAUAGCAGAAAAGAUGGAGAAAGACAAGUGCUUGAGUGACGAAACUGACCGCCACUGGGGGCACGUACUGGACCAAAGGUACUUGUUUGAUGCUCAUGAGAAAGAGGCAGUGGCCCUCAAGGACAUCAAGAAAGAGGACGUGGUGGAGUGGUACAAGCAGCACAUAAGAGCUGGCGGAUCCAUGCGGCGAAGCUUGUGCAUCCACGUCUGGGGGUGUCAGUUCAAGGACGAGAUGCAGAAGAACAAGAACAAGAGGAACAAGAGGACACCUUACAGGCUGAUCGAGGAUAUAGACGAGUUUAAGAACAAGGCGGAGUUAUAUCCUCCAUUUCCAUGAUCCAGGUACUGGAAAAUUCUCAAUUGCAAAACCAGUUUUUCCAAA
Selaginella moellendorffii is the source of this 3319-nucleotide messenger RNA. Its product is annotated as nardilysin-like. The coding region runs from base 86 to 3274 and encodes 1062 amino acids. Lineage: Eukaryota; Viridiplantae; Streptophyta; Lycopodiopsida; Selaginellales; Selaginellaceae. Gene Ontology annotation, cellular component: cytosol. Gene Ontology annotation, biological process: proteolysis. The record is from RefSeq and is a predicted model, not a curated record. Gene Ontology annotation, molecular function: metal ion binding; metalloendopeptidase activity. The transcript is spliced from 21 exons.